Pararge aegeria (speckled wood butterfly) is the source of this 1020-nucleotide messenger RNA. RefSeq lists its product as uncharacterized. The record is from RefSeq and is a predicted model, not a curated record. The coding region runs from base 1 to 1020 and encodes 339 amino acids. Lineage: Eukaryota; Metazoa; Arthropoda; Insecta; Lepidoptera; Nymphalidae. The transcript has 6 exons.
AUGAAACGUGAAUUCGAAGAGUUCAGCAGUGAAGAAAACAAAGAGAGGAAUGAAAGUUUUAGCGAUGCGAAUUCCGAAGCGAGUGACGUAGAAAAUAAUCCAAACGAAGAAGUCAACACAGCAUUAGAUUAUUCAGAAAACGCUUUAACUUUAAACCCUGUAGCAGAUUUCAUAAAGAAGGAGUUCCUACCAGAUUUGGAUUUCACAAAUCCAUUUAGAAAUCAAAACCUAACGUUCAAAGAUGGUUUCCAAAAUCGAUCACCGUUUCUCUUACCCACUCAACUUUAUAAGAGCUUUCUCGCAACCCUCGGUAAAAGAAGACGCAACGUUGCUGAUUGUUAUUCUUUGUACUCAAGAAAUAUGUUGUUCUCUAAUGGAUUUAGUUUGGAUACAUCUGAUGAUGAGAACAAUCUGGACAGAAUUUCUAACUCUCCUGAUGAGAAGGCGGGCGCAUCAUCAGCGUUUGUGUGGAGCGGCGGGGGGGUCACCGGGGGAGGGGGGCAGGAGCAAGCGGCCUCGCAGCCCGCCGCCGUGCCAUCAGGUACAUCAGGCGGCGGCGGGGCGCAGGGCCUAGUUCACUGGAUGUCGGUUAUGGCGGAGCACAUGGGAGGGGGGCACCACGACCCCUCCCACUACGCGCUGCCACCCUGGAACAAUGGGGUAGUCGAUCAUUGCCAACAAAAAGAUGGUCUGGAUUACGCCGCGUGGUCUCGACCACGGGGCGCGAUGACCAUCAAGCAGGGCUACGAGGCCAAGAUGACUACGGGGGAUGGUGCAAUGGGCGGUCAUCAGAAGGCGGACGACCGUCUCAGUCACCACCAGUCUAUGAGCCAGAUGCUGUAUGGAUCCGGUUUAGGACCAGGUCGGUCGGGGUCAUCGUCAUCGUCACCAGUUGGGGGCACGAACACUGGCAGCGGUUUGUUAGUGGUGCCCCAGCCUCUGGGCAAGGGCCCCACGAAACUACAGCCUUUGCAUGCCCAUGCGAGGAAGUACCACUGCAAGAUGUGUCCACAGGUAUGA